Messenger RNA from Lactuca sativa (garden lettuce), 1417 nucleotides. RefSeq names its product fatty acid elongase 3-like. The record is from RefSeq and is a predicted model, not a curated record. Gene Ontology annotation, molecular function: fatty acid elongase activity. Gene Ontology annotation, biological process: fatty acid elongation, saturated fatty acid; fatty acid elongation, polyunsaturated fatty acid; fatty acid elongation, monounsaturated fatty acid. Gene Ontology annotation, cellular component: endoplasmic reticulum membrane. NCBI's taxonomy places the organism in Eukaryota, Viridiplantae, Streptophyta, Magnoliopsida, Asterales, Asteraceae.
AAAAUUCCACCCCCAAAUAAAUAAGAACCAGUCAAAUUAAGCUUUCUUUUAUACCAGAACCACCUUAACCCCUCUCUUCAUGGCCCUUUACCUUCUCUAUCGUUUCUAUAUACGUUCUUGAAACACCGCCGGCCACCACCGUUGAUCGGUGUUCCGACCAAGGGUCAACGAUCAUCACGACGAUGACCCAACAAACACUUAUUUAUUACCUAUCGGAACACCCCACCAUAGUCAAAUUCAGGUGGAGCCACACCGAAUCAUGGGGCUCCACCUGGUCUUUCCUCUUCACCUCCAUCUCCGCCUAUCUCCUCCUUGCACUCCUCCUCCACCUCCUCCUGUACUACCGCCGUCGCCCUGUACCUCUCGGCCCAAUCCCCGCUCUACACUCCCUUUCCAUGGCCCUCAUCUCCCUCACAAUCUUCACCGGAAUUCUUUUCUCAGCGGCGGCGGAGAUCCGUGACACUCGGUGGUUCUGGCGACGGACCAAGACCACGCCUUUUCAAUGGUUUCUGUGUUUUCCGUUAGGUACGCGUCCGUCGGGUCGGGUCUUUUUUUGGUCGUAUAUCUUUUACUUGACCCGUUUCCUCCAUACUUUCCGAACAUUCUUCGCCAUUCUCCGCCGCCGGAACCUCUCAUUUUUCCGCCUGUUCAACCACUCAAUCCUCAUCCUCAUGUCGUUUCUAUGGCUUGAAUUCUCCCAAUCGUUUCAAAUCCUUGGAAUUUUGUUAACAACCUCUAUUUACUCCGUCGUGUACGGGUACCGAUUCUGGACGGCGAUUGGCCUCCGGAGCGCUUGUUUCCCGUUCGUCAUCAAUUGUCAGAUGGUUCUGCUUGCUUGCAACAUCGUCUGCCAUGUCGGAGUUCUUCUUCUCCACUUGAAUAAAGGUGGGUGCAAUGGAAUCGGCGCAUGGGGGAUUAAUUCGGUGCUCAACGUUGCAAUUUUGCUACUUUUCUUGAAUUUCUAUGUCAACAGUCAUCUGAAGCAGCGGAGGAAGAAGGCGGCGUUGUCGCCGGACCACCGUGAUGACGUCGAUGGAAAAGCGAAUACAGUUUCUGCUGCCAGGGAAACCAAUCGAAUUGGUCGUAGCGACUAUAAAGACAAAAAUAUUUGAAAGGUGUGUGGACAAUGGACAGUGGCCAAAUUUUUUGUCACCAUUAAAACUUUUUUUAUUUUAUUUAUUUUAGUUUUAGUAUUUUUAGGGGGGUGGUGAUAAAUAAUAUAAUAUAAAAUAAUAAAAACUUCCACCACAAUAAUAAUCAAUAAUGUGUAUAAAAUACAAUUAUGAAAGAAAGGGAAAAGGUGUAUGAUAAUAUAGUAUUUAGUGACACUAGAAUGUAUUUAAGACUCAAAAAAGGGUCAAAAAUUCUUGUAUUUUUGUAAUAUUUUACGAGUACAAAUGUUUAAUGUAAUUCAGAA